AUGGCUGUGGCAAGCUUGUGCGAAGAGAACCUGAACUUGCCGAGCGCUGCUCGACGCCUCAAGGAGGCGCUGGGGGCCACGAAGCGCGAGGAAUACGACAAUGGCCACAUCCAGAACCUCUCCAAGAAGUUCCGGUUCAGAGGAUACAUCGAGAAGGUGCAAGACAGGUCCAUGACAUUGGCACAGCUCCGCAAGGUGCUUAAGCACCUUGGCUGCAAUGCAUGA
Messenger RNA from Symbiodinium pilosum, 225 nucleotides. NCBI's taxonomy places the organism in Eukaryota, Dinophyceae, Suessiales, Symbiodiniaceae. The record is from the annotation of a GenBank genome assembly.